GAGAAAAGCUUAAAUAUCUUUGACAACAUCGCUGCCUCCAUGUUCAUGUGCACGUCGUUCUAAAUAUAUGUGUAUAUAUAUAUAAAAGAAAAAAAGAAGUAGAACAAAAAUUCAAUAGCGGUUUUUCAGUAUUCAAGCAAGAAAAAAAAUUUCCAAUCCUAAGUAAAAAGAUUUGGUUGCGCGUGUGAAAAAGUCCUGUUACGCAGACAACGCGAACGCGUCUGUGUGCGUGUGUGCAAGUGAGUGAGCGCGUGUGUGUGUGUGUGCGUGUGCUACCCAUGUUAAAGUGGCCCUGUUUUUGGCUAAUUAUAUAGCUAGUCUGUCUAGCUAGAGCUAAAACAUGGAAGGAACACCGGGAACAGCAACCGACGCAGCCGCCGUCGUAGUAGAACCUCCUGGCCAGAACACAAUGCCUGACCGAUCACCACGUAUUACGUUUAGUGAUAACUCCAGCUCCCUGAUACGCUGCGUACCCAAUGAACGUGCGACCUUCUUUGUGAAAAUCGAUUGCGAUGAGGAGGAUGAAUCGGAAUUGCUGCCCUUCAAAUUUGAAUGGACCCGUGGCGAUGUACCCAUCGAGAACUCCGAUCGCUUUCGCAUCACACAGACCAGCAAUGCCGUCCAGCUGGCCGUGGAGCAUGUGCAGCGCGAGGAUGCUGGACACUAUACCCUGUUUGCCCGUACGAAAAGCAACGAAGUCGUGCGCAAGCAUGUCGAGCUCAUUGUCGAGGACAGAUCGACGGGCGAGGAUCCACCUGUAUUUCUGCGUCGCCUCGUCGAUCUGUCUGUCAAAGUGGGAACACGAACUCGCCUCCUAACAGAAAUACGCAGCUCAACAGACCUUAAGCUAACCUGGUAUCGAAACGACCGCAGGAUUUGCGAGAAUGAUCGCAUCAAGGAGACUAACGAGGGCACAUUUCACUAUUUGGAAGUGAGUCCAGUUAUACUUGAGGACGGCGGCCAGUGGAUGCUAAUGGCCGAGAAUAUGGGCGGACGCAAUUCCUGUCUGGCCACACUGAAUGUCCUUGUGCCCAAGGCAUAUAAGACGCCCGAGUUUGUAGAGGAGCUGCGAGCAGUGCUCACAGAACAGGGCACUGUCUCGCUGGAAUGCAAGGUGGUGGGCGUGCCCACGCCCCACUUGCGCUGGUUCAAGGACUCCAAGGAGAUCAAGGCUGGCGAUAUAUUUGCCCUGACUGCCAAUGCCGACGAUCCCACAUCGCUGGGCACAUACACAUGCGAGGCCAAGAACUGCAUGGGCGUCACUUACUCUAGCUCCAAGGUGCAUGUGGUGGGACGUGGCAGUCGUGAGGGUUCCCUGAAGCCGGCCGACAACGUUAGCAGCAAUGCGCCGCCGCCGAUCUUCACGAACGAGCUGCGGAACCAGAGUGUCCACAUCGGCGAUACCAUCAUACUCGGCUGUCAAGUUGUGGUGCCGCCUUGGCCCAAGAGCGUCACCUGGUACAAUAAGGAUGGGCGCGUGGACACAGACGAACGUUACAAACUAAUUGAGGAUGGCCUGGGCGUCUAUAUGAUUGAAAUCAAGCCCUCCGAAUCCUGCGACGCAGGCGAUUGGAAGUGCGUCGUCACCAGCUUCGAGGGCUGCGUGGGCAUCUCAGCUUGUGUGGUCAACAUGGACAUUCCCCGAAAUUAUCGCAAGCCCAGAUUCAUGGAGAGCCUGCGCGCUGUGCUAACCGAGGAGGGUCUUGUUUCGUUCGAGUGCAAAGUCGUUGGCUUUCCGACGCCCGUGCUCAAGUGGUUCAAGGAUGGGCACGAACUGAAGCCCGGCGAUGUUUAUCAGCUGACGGGCACCAAUUCCCUGGGCACCUAUUGCUGCAUUGCGCGGAACUGCAUGGGCGAGACGAGCAGCACGGCUGUGCUCACCGUAGAGGACAUACAGAAUCAGCUGACGGACGAGGAGCGUCUGGUAUUCACGCAUCAGAAUCAGGCGCCCAAAUUUCUGACCGGUCUCAAGAGCACAGAUGCCAAAAUCAACGAACCAUUUCAAUUUAAGGUCGUGGUCAAGGCCACACCAGAUCCGAUCCUGAGCUGGUUCCGGGAUGAGCUGCCCAUCGAUCCGAACGAGCGAUAUAAUCACUAUCGGGGCGAGAACGAGGAGUGGCUGCUGGACAUCAAGUCCGCAGAGUUUAUCGAUCAGGCCGAGUGGAAGUGUGUGGCCGUCAAUGAUUUUGGCACCAGCAUUACCUCGUGCUUCUUAAAGCUACAAAUCCCCAGGCAUUACAAGAAGCCUCGGUUUCUGGAGUGCCUGCGCGCAGUGCUUACCGAGGAGGGCGCCGUCAAUCUGGAAUGCAAGGUCAUCGGCGUGCCACAGCCGGUGCUCAAGUGGUAUAAGGAUGGCGUUGAACUGAAGCCAGGCGACAUACAUCGCAUUAUAUCUGGCCAGGAUGGCACCUGCUGUCUGGGCACCUAUACAUGCGAGGCCAGGAACUGCAUGGGCGUGGUCGCCAGCUCGGCUUCGCUGCUGGGCUUUGAGGAUGCACAGCGAACACAGAAACCUGAACAGCCGCAGGCGAACGAGCUGCAAAGGAACUAUUCGCUGUCCACCAUUCAGGAGGAGCGCACCUCCCAGCUAUACGAGACGCCCGUGGGCGACAUAACCAUAGAUGAUAAAGGCGAUGUCUCCUUCUCAUUCGAUGGCAAAGAAGUCUCAGUUUCGCUAUAUGAGACGCCCGAUCUGACGGAGGAAGAAGCCCUGAAGAUUGUUGAGAUGUAUGCGGAUCAGAUUUCAGAGCAUGUAACCGAACAUAAUAUCGUGGAGUUGCCGCCGCUGCGUUUCGUCAAGGAGACAUCGCAGUCCGGCAAGCUGCUAAUGGAGGCGGUUGUUAUAGACAUAUCACCCGAGUACUUUACACAUGAUGAGGAUAUGCGCACCGAGGCGGGUAUGGAUGAUAUAUCUAUAACUGAGAUCACAGUGCACGGCUCCUCCGGCAGGGAGGGUGUCUUUGACAAGGAAACGGAGAAAUAUGCCCAACAAUCGUUUGAGAAAAUGGAAGAGGAACUCUCCCUGACGGCGCCAAUACGUAAGCGCAAGAAAUCGCGACCCACAGAGACUGAUGAGUUCUUUAGCUUGUCUAAGGCUUCCGGCUCGGGCAGCCAGGGCGAGGAGGAGACAUCUGAUCAGCAAACUUUUGCCAGUGCACAAAUGUCGACAUCGCAAAAGGCGGCCGCAACUUCAGAGGGCGAAGCAGCAGCACCCCCGAAGCGUAAAAAAUCAAAAAAACCCACAGAUAGCGAUUCAUCAAAGACCACCGAAGACGAUGCCAGGCUCCAGGACAUUUCUGGCGCUGUGGGUGAUGGCUUAUUGAUGACGCCAGCCUCACACAUGAAGGCUGUGACCGAUGAGGCGGAGAUCAACAAGAAUCUGAUUGCAUUGGUGCCUCUGGCCAAAUUGCUUAGGAUCAUCGAAAACCAUUUGACAGUCGUCGAGACGGAGGUAUUGGAUCAGUCCACCAUGAUGAUGACACCAGCUGCGGCCGACCAAAGCAUUGCAAUAAUAAGGAAUAUUAUAGAGCCCAUCAAGCAAAUCGAAUCAAAGCUGCGCGUCUACUCUGGCGAGACCCAAAUCGAUGCACUUAUCCAAACCAUGGAUGAUGAUAUACGCAGACUACAUAUGGGCCUGCAGGUAAUCGAGAAGUGCGUGGAGAUAGAUGAGACGGGCGCUACGCUGAUCCAAAGGACCAGUGUGUGCAUUAUUGACAGCGUGGCGGAGCAUAUGAAGCGGGCGCUGGAGGAAUUGAAGAUAGUCAGCGAGAAAUUCGAAUCGGAGAGUCUGCGCAACCAAAUCAACUUGACUGCCGAUGAUUUACACCAGGGCCUCGAGAUAACACAAGGCACCAUCCGAUCACAGGCACUGCUGCAGGAAGCCCAGGAACUGGAGGCAGCCAAGCAUUUUACGGAGGCCGUCGAGAAGAUGCAGGACGUUCCUGAAAGCGUGUCCUUUGCAUCCAUAACGGAAGCCAACCUACCCAGCGAAGCGAGCGCCUUAAAGCAGAUCUGUCAGCCCGUUGCAAAAAUACAAGAAGCUCUGGAACGCGUCGAAAUGGAGCUGUCCAUGGAGGAGAAUGAAGAGCAAAUCUACAAGAAGGUGCACAAGAAGGUGUUGGAUAGCAUAGUGCAGCCAAUAAAGGAAUUGCAGAGCACACUUCAAUCCAUUGAAGAUAAGACAGAGUCCCUUGCCGGAUCGGAAUCAAUCGAACAAAAGAUUAACAUGGCCAUACUGGAUAUUGUGACCCCGCCGCUCUUCGAGCUCAAUAAGGGAUUGGAGCUGAUUCUAAAUGAGAAGUCAGACAGCGUUGAGGGUGGCAUGUUUACAGUCAGCACAGUCGAGUCAAUGGUGCCGCCGCUACAAGAGAUUCAGAAUGGCCUGGCACAGUUGGGACAGGAUCUGGAGAGUGGCCAGGCGGCCAGCGAGGAGGCCACUUUGGAUCUGGCAGAUACCCAGAAGCUUUUGCAGUCCAUUGCCCAAGCUGUUUUGCAUUUCGAAACGAAUAUUGAAAGGAUUUCGGAACGUCUGAGUGAGAAUGUUAAGAUUCGUCUACAAAAUCUAAAGGACGAGCUGUCGGCUCUGAUUGGCACCAUUUUGGACAAGGAUGUAGCACGGCAUCAUGUGGAGCUGCUUGACAAGCUGAAACGUCCAAUUGAUGAGUUGAACUAUUGCCUACGCCAGACCGAGGUGAAGUCCACGUCCGGUUCUUUGGCUGAUCUGAUCGAGCCACUUAGCCUUUUGCAGGAGAACACGCAGAAGGGACAAGGACUGUUGUUGGCGACGCGAGAACGCGAACCGGAUAAGGAUGCACUGCAGUCCCUUGAAAAUAUACGCAAUAUAAUACGUAAUGCUAUUAUUGAUAUUGAGGAACACGAGUUUAAGAUUUUGCAGCAGGAGAUCCAACAGGACGAACAGCAGGCUGCUCAGCAAGACAAAUCCUUUAGCGCAUUGCGUAAGGUUUUGGAGACCAAGGUCUCGCUCGAGGAGUCCAUCAGCAAUAUUGAAACCCUUCAGCUGGCUCUAAACCGAAUCAACGAGAGUUCCAGAACAGCGCCCAAGAUCAAACACUCAGCGAAUGAAGCUCAAAUCUCGCUCUUGCGAAUCUUACAAAUAGCCAAAGGAUUGGCCGCAUUUAGCGAGACGGAGACCACACUCAAUUCCAAUGAAGCGCAUACAACUCGCAUUCUCUUUGAGAUGGGCAAAAGCUUUGCUGAUCUGGCCAAGACCCUUGAUAAUCCAGCUGCAACUGAAAGUAAUUUCGCCGAUGUACUGAAUAGUUUCAAUGAUAUCGUAGCCCAGCAGAGAGAAGCUUUGGACGAGAAACUUACUUGGAAUGCCCUUGCCAUAUCUAGUCCACUUUCGAGUUUCGUACAUGCACUCGAAAAUCUACAACCGCUUAGGUUAUCUGUUGAAGAUUUAUCUACAUUGGAUGACAUUUCUGUGCUCAAGUCGUCAGCUGAAUCGUUGUCCGGGGAGCAAGGGGCUUAUGCUAAAGAGGAGGAGGGACAGAAAAUAGCCGUCGAGCAAGAAACCCUUAUAAAACCAGCUGGCGUCCUGCUCUCAGAUCUGAACCAUGGGAUUGCCACAGUACUUUCGCAUUGUGAGGAUCUGGAUGUGGCCUCCUUGCGUGGCGAGGCAGGUGAGCAGCUUCAAGCGGCCAUCAUCAAAAUGCAGGAGCUAAAGAGCAACAUUGCUCUGGUGCAGGAAACAAACACUAUCGAGGCUGCACAAUCCUUCUCCGAAGGGACGGAUCCCGGCACUUUUGCCGCAGCCCUGUGCAGCUUGGAGCGCUGUGUGCUUGAGGUGGAGGAGUGCAUUGCGCAUAGUGGCGCCGAAAGUCUAAAGGAUCAAGAAUUGUCCAAACUAAAGACAUUAGCCACACCUCUACGUGAUUUAAGGCAAUACUGUGAGCAGAUUGAUACUCAAGCGCUGGAACAGGCCUUGGAUAUGUCUACACAGGAUAUAUCAGAUUUAAAGACCAGUGGACAGCAGCAGACUGUCGAGGAUGCCAUCAAGGAGGCGGCUGUCAUCCUGUCAGAACCCAAAGUGGAGAUCUUCGAUGUGCAACAAGGCGUAGUAAGUGGCAUAAAGCAGCUGGAGGCUGCCUUAGAAGUCACCCAGAGGGAUAGCCACGAGGAGCUGCGCCAGGUGGGCGUUAUAAUCCAGCAGCUGAAUUCGGAUUUGAAGAACAUACAAGAGGCCCUCGCCUCGGAUACUGAUCAACAGGAAACAGUUUUGGCUCAGGCAAAAAUUGCACGCACCAUGUUCAAGUUGAAGGAGUGCUUGGUACACACCUACGAAUCGGGUCUGGUUGACUCCUUGGACAAUGUGGAAAGCGCUUUCGAAGAUAUUUUGCUAUCUUUGCCUGUGCUGGAGUCGCAACUCGCUCAGGAGAUGUACUCCAAAAUCGAAAAUACCUUCAAGAACUUCAUGGCCAGCUGCCAACAGCCUGAAGCUCAGCAGCAACAGUCGAUGGAAAAUCUACAAGGCAACUUUGAAAGGUUACUGCAGUCGAUAAAAGCUGUGGCCGAUUCACCCAAUGUUGACAUCGACAAGUCAUCGACUUUAAUGGUCAAUCUUCAAACCAAUCUUAUGGCCACGUUCAGAGCUCUCAACGAGGUCAGCGAAGUGGUCGACAACGAUCUGCUGGGUGGACUACUCAGAGCCCAAAGCAGUCUGGUUGCAGUCUUUGAUUUUAUUGAGAAUAAUGAAAGUACAAUACGCAUAAUUGAAUUGCUACAAGAAAUCGAUGUCAUAUCCGCGGAACUAAAGAGUUUGUCUCUAGCUCCUACCCCGCCUCCCUUGGCCAUCGAUAUCAGUGCCAUAAUUGAAAACGUGACCUCGGGCAAGGCGUUCCUUACUGAAAUCGAACAAGGCUUGCAGAACGAUAAUCCGCUGAGCGUUAAGCUGCUCGAUGAGAACACUGAUGAAAUCGGCCAAUUAGAAGCCACACUCAUCCAAAUCGAGACUGAUAUACUAUCUCAGCCGCAGCUUACACAAAUUACACCUGAACAGCUGGCACUCAUUGCGACAGUUCAGCUUCAAAUAAACAAUCUUCAGGAGAAACUAAUUCAGCUAAGUGCAUCACUUGCAGCACAACAGGCGGAGGAGAAGGUAGCAGAGGCGCUAGGCCAAGAAAUUCAGGACACAUUGGAUCAAAUGGACAAAACAGAAAUGAAGGCUAAAAGAAAACUGGAGGAUUCAAAACAAACUCAAACUAAGAAACCGAAAGACGAAAUCGACGCAAAAGACAUUGAGUCGUCAGAUAUUUUAAAGAAAGCAGAACCGAAAGCUCUAAUUGUCACACCCGAAGACCUGCAACAAACAUUGAAUGUCAAAUUCCUAGAUUUGUUGAGUGUCCUAAAACCUAAACCAGAAAUCCCUGAAAUAGACGCUAUUAUAAACAAUAGCAAAGAUAUUAUGGAUAACUUGACGGACUCUGAAAAAAUUGUUAAGGGUAUAUUUAAACUUCGAGAACACAUUGUUCAUACAUACGAUGACAAAUCACCUGAAGAAAAAUAUGAAAGAGAAAUGAUGGAAGCAUUCAUUGAAUCACUCCUAAACGCUUCUCCAACUGCUGCAGAGGAUAUAAUAAAUAGUUACUUAAAAGAAAUUAAGACAAAUAUUAUUUUAACCAAAGCAGCUAUACGACUUAUUGGCGAUACAGAAGUGGGUAAAAAAUCAUCGUUGAUAGUGCCAAAGCUAGUAAAGCUCGAAAGCAUUUCAGAGAACAUCAAGCUUAAGCCGCAAAUUGAAAAGUCUUCUGAAAAGAUGGUUCAUCUGCAACAGAACCUAAUGGAUAUAUUUGUAAUACUUGAUGAUCUUUUGGAUGAAAAAACAGUUCUAUUAAAACCCAUUAUUGAGGAUACGAAAAAGGUUCUUCUAUCAGAAUAUGAUUAUAUUGAGCAAAAACAGGGACAGCUGCAAACUGCAACUAUUGAAGGAAAAAUUCAUAUCAUAACAAAACACAUACUAAAUGUUUGCGAAAAGCUACAACAGCUACACAAAGACGAGAUUGAAGAAAAGCGCAUAGAAGAGCAGCAAUUAGCUGAAAAGAAUAAACAGGAUUCAGUAAAUGCUGAAAAAGAAGCUGAAGGAAAAGCCCAGAAAGGCGCAGUAUCUGAAGUCGUUGCAGAGAAGGUUUCCGAAGAAAAGGUUCCUAAGAGUAAGAAGCUUGAAAUAGGGGAACCUGAAAGUGAGGCCCAAAAGGCAAAGGUAUUAGAACAGCAAUUAAUUGAAGAGAAGAAACUGGAUACCAAACAGAAGAAACAAGCCGAGAUGGACGCUGAAAAGAAAGCCCAGAAGGGAGAAGUAUCUGAAGUCGUUGCAGACAAGGUUUCCGAAGAAAAGGUUAAUGAGAGUAAGAAGCUUGAAGUAGGGGAAUCUGAAAGUGAAGCCCAAAAGGCGAAGGUACUAGAACAACAAUUAAUUGAAGAGAAGAAAUUGGAAACCAAACAGAAGAAACCGGAUGAGAAGGAUGCUGAAAAGAAAGACCAGAAGGGAGAAGUAUCUGAAGUCGUCGCAAAGAAGGUUUCCGAAGAAAAGGUUCCUGAAAGUAAGAAACUUGAAAUAGGGGAACCUGAAAGUGAGGCCCAAGAGGCGAAGGUAUUAGAACAGCAAUUAAUUGAAGAGAAGAAACUGGAUACCAAACAGAAGAAACCGGAUGAGAAGGGUGCUGAAAAGAAAGCCCAGAAGGGACAAGUAUCUGAAGUCGUUGAGGGUGAACAGGAAGUGAUUAAACAACAUUUGCAAAUCAAACUCCUAGAUAUUGUUAGGCCUUCUGAAUCGCAAAUCUCCAACGAAGGCUUGCAAUUGAUUGUUGCGGAAAGUAACGAUAUAAUCGAAAAUCUCGAAGACUUUGAAAAGGUCUCUAAAUGCAUAUUUAAACUUCGAGAACACAUCGUUCAUACAUACGAUGGCAAAUCAACUGAAGAACAAAAUGAAAGGGAAAUAGUGGAAGCAUUUAUCGAAUCAGUUUUAGAGGCCUCUCCGUCUACAGCCGAGGGUAUAAUAAAGCGUUACAUUAAGGAAAUUGAAACAAAUGUUAUUUUAACAAAAGCAGCUGUUAGACUUAUCGACGAAUCUGAUAUGUUUGCUAAGCCUUCACUGCUAAUACCAAAACUUGUUAAUCUGCAGAAUAUCUCCAAAAAUAUUGAAUCACAGCUUCAUAUUGAAAAGGCUUCUGAAAUGAUGAUCUUUCUGCAACAAAAUCUGAUGGAUAUAUUUGUAAUACUUGACGAUCUUUUGGAAGAUAAUACAGCUAUGUUAAAGCUUGUCAUUGAAGAAAUUAAAACUGUCGUUCUAGCAGAUUAUGACUAUAUUGAGAAAGCACAGGACCUACUCAAAACUGCAACAGUUGAAGAAAAAAUUCAUAACAUUACAAAAGAAAUAUUAAAUGUUUGCGAAAAAUUACAACAUCGCAACAAAGAAUUGAUUGAAGAAAAGCGCAUUGAAGAGCAGCAUUUAACUGAACAGAAAAUGCUGGACGCAGUAAAGGCUGAAAAAGAAGCUGAAGAGAAAGCCCAGAAGGGAGAAGUAUCUGAAGUCGUUUUCGAAGAAAAGGUUCCCGAGAGUAAGAAGCUUGAAGUAGGGGAAUCUGAAAGUGAAGCCCAAAAGGCGAAAGUAUUAGAACAACAAUUAAUUGAAGAGAAGAAACUGGAUACCAAACAGAAGAAACCGGAUGAGAAGGAUGCUGAAAAGAAAGCCCAGAAGGGAGAAGUAUCUGAAGUCGUCGCAAAGAAGGUUUCCGAAGAAAAGGUUGCUGAAAGUAAGAAGCUUGAAGUAGGGGAAUCUGAAAGUGAAGCCCAAAAGGCGAAGGUACUAGAACAACAACUAAUUGAAGAGAAGAAACUGGAUGCCAAACAGAAGAAACAAGCCGAGAAGGAUGCUGAAAAGAGAGCCCAAAAGGGAGAAGUAUCUGAAGUCGUCGCAGAGAAGGUUUCCGAAGAAAAGGUUGCUGAAAGUAAGAAGCUUGAAGUAGGGGAAUCUGAAAGUGAAGCCCAAAAGGCGAAGGUACUAGAACAACAACUAAUUGAAGAGAAGAAACUGGAUGCCAAACAGGAGAAACAAGCCGAGAUGGAUGCUGAAAAGAAAGCCCAGAAGGGAGAAGUAUCUGAAGUCGUCGCAGAGAAGGUUUCCGAAGAAAAGGUUCCUGAGAGUAAGAAGCGUGAAAUAGGGGAAUCUGAAAGUGAAGCCCAAAAGGCGAAGGUACUAGAACAACAACUAAUUGAAGAGAAGAAACUGGAUGCCAAACAGGAGAAACAAGCCGAGAUAGAUGCUGAAAAGAAAGCCCAGAAGGGAGAAGUAUCUGAAGUCAUUGCAGAGAAGGUUUCCGAAGAAAAGGUUCCUGAGAGUAAGAAGCUUGAAAUAGGGGAAUCUGAGAGUGAAGCCCAAAAGGCGAAGGUAUUAGAACGGCAAUUAAUUGAAGAGAAGAAACUGGAUGCCAAACAGGAGAAACAAGCCGAGAUGGAUGCUGAAAAGAAAGCCCAGAAGGGAGAAGUAUCUGAAGUCGUUGCAGAGAAGGUUUCCGAAGAAAAGGUUCCUGAGAGUAAGAAGCUUGAAAUAGGGGAAUCUGAAAGUGAAGCCCAAAAGGCGAAGGUACUAGAACAACAACUAAUUGAAGAGAAGAAACUGGAUGCCAAACAGGAGAAACAAGCCGAGAUGGAUGCUGAAAAGAAAGCCCAGAAGGGAGAAGUAUCUGAAGUCGUUGCAGAGAAGGUUUCCGAAGAAAAGGUUCCUGAGAGUAAGAAGCUUGAAAUAGGGGAAUCUGAAAGUGAAGCCCAAAAGGCGAAGGUACUAGAACAACAACUAAUUGAAGAGAAGAAACUGGAUGCCAAACAGGAGAAACAAGCCGAGAUGGAUGCUGAAAAGAAAGCCCAGAAGGGAGAAGUAUCUGAAGUCGUUGCAGAGAAGGUUUCCGAAGAAAAGGUUCCUGAGAGUAAGAAGCUUGAAGUAGAGGAAUCUGAGAAUGAAGCCCAAAAGGCGAAGGUAUUAGAACGGCAAUUAAUUGAAGAGAAGAAACUGGAUGCCAAACAGAAGAAACAAGCCGAGAUGGAUGCUGAAAAGAAAGCCCAAAAGGGAGAAGUAUCUGAAGUCGUCGCAGAGAAGGUUUCCGAAGAAAAGGUUGCUGAAAGUAAGAAGCUUGAAGUAGGGGAAUCUGAAAGUGAAGCCCAAAAGGCGAAGGUACUAGAACAACAACUAAUUGAAGAGAAGAAACUGGAUGCCAAACAGGAGAAACAAGCCGAGAUGGAUGCUGAAAAGAAAGCCCAGAAGGGAGAAGUAUCUGAAGUCGUUGCAGAGAAGGUUUCCGAAGAAAAGGUUCCUGAGAGUAAGAAGCUUGAAAUAGGGGAAUCUGAAAGUGAAGCCCAAAAGGCGAAGGUACUAGAACAACAAUUAAUUGAAGAGAAGAAACUGGAUGCCAAACAGGAGAAACCGGAUGAGAAGGAUGCUGAAAAGAAAGACCAGAAGGGAGAAGUAUCUGAAGUCGUUGCAGAGAAGGUUUCCGAAGAAAAGGUUCCUGAAAGUAAGAAGCUUGAGGUAGGGGAAUCUGAAAGUGAAGCCCAAAAGGCGAAGGUACUUGAACAACAAUUAAUUGAAGAGAAGAAACUGGAUGCCAAACAGAAGAAACAAGCCGAGAUGGACGCUGAAAAGAAAGCCCAGAAGGGAGAAAGAUCUGAAAUCGUUGAAGAGAAGGUUUUCGAAGAAAAGGUUCCUGAGAGUAAGAAGCUUGAAGUAGAGGAAUCUGAAAGUGAGGCCCAAAAGGCGAGGGUACUAGAACAACAACUAAUUGAAGAGAAGAAACUGGAUACCAAAGAGAAGAAACAAGCCGAGAUGGCGGCUGAAAAGAAAGCCCAGAAGGGAGAAGUAUCUGAGGUCGUCGCAGAGAAAGUUUCUGAGGAUGAACAUGAAGUGAUUAAACAAAAUUUGCAAAUCAAACUCUUAGAUAUUGUUACGGCUUCUGAAUCACAAAGUUCCAACGAAGGCUUGCAAUUAAUUGUUUCGGAAAGUAACGAUAUAAUCGAAAAUCUAGAAGACUUUGAAAAGGUUUCUAAAUGCAUAUUAAAACUUCGAGAACACAUCGUUCAUACAUACGAUAGUAAAGCACCUGAAAAACAAAAUGAAAAAGAAAUGUUGGAAGCAUUCAUCGAAUCACUUCUAAACGCUUCUCUAGCUGCUGCAGAGGAUAUAAUAAAUAGUUACUUAAAAGAAAUUAAGACGAAUAUUAUUUUAACCAAAGCAGCUAUACAACUUAUUGGCGAUACAGAAGUGGGUAAAAAAUCAUCGUUGAUAGUGCCAAAGCUAGUAAAGCUCGAAAGCAUUUCAGAGAACAUCAAGCUUAAGCCGCAAAUUGAAAAGUCUUCUGAAAAGAUGGUUCAUCUGCAACAGAACCUAAUGGAUAUAUUUGUAAUACUUGAUGAUCUUUUGGAUGAUAAAACAGUUCUAUUAAAACCCAUUAUUGAGGAUACGAAAAAGGUUCUUCUAUCAGAAUAUGAUUAUAUUGAGCAAAAACAGGGACAGCUGCAAACUGCAACUAUUGAAGGAAAAAUUCAUAUCAUUACAAAACACAUACUAAAUGUUUGCGAAAAGCUACAACAGCUACACAACGACGAGAUUAAAGAAAAGCGCAUAGAAGAGGAGCAAUUAGCUGAAAAGAAUAAAGAGGAUGCAGUAAAUGCUGAAAAAGAAGCUGAAGGAAAAGCCCAAACAGGCGCAGUAUCUGAAGUCGUUGCAGAGAAGGUUUCCGAAGAAAAGGUUCCUAAGAGUAAGAAGCUUGAAGUAGGGGAAUCUGAAAGUGAGGCCCAAAAGGCGAGGGUACUAGAACAACAACUAAUUGAAGAGAAGAAACUGGAUACCAAACAGAAGAAACAAACUGAAAAGGAUACUGAAGAGAAAGCCCAGAAGGAACAAGUAUCUGAAGUCGUCGCAGAGAAGGUUUCCGAAGAAAAGGUUCCUGAAAGUAAGAAGCUUGAGGUAGGGGAUUCUGACAGUGAAGACCAAAAGGCGAAGGUACUAGAACAACAAUUAAUUGAAGAGAAGAAACUGAAUACCAAACAGAAGAAACAAGUUAAGAAGGAUGUUGAAAAGAAAGCCCAGAAGGGAGAAGUAUCUGGAGUCGUAGCAGAGAAGGUUUCCGAAGAAAAGGUUCCUGAGAGUAAGAAACUUGAACUAGGGGAAUCUGAAAGUGAGGCCCAAAAGGCAAAGGUAUUAGAACAACAAUUAAUUGAAGAGAAGAAACUGGAUACCAAACAGAAGAAACCGGAUGAGAAAGAUGCUGAAAAGAAAGCCACGAAAGGAGAAGUAUCUGAAGUCGUUGCAGUGAAGGUUUCCGAAGAAAAGGUUCCUGAAAGUAAGAAGCUUGAAGUAGGGGAAUCUGAAAGUGAAGCCCAAAAGGCGACGGUACUAGAGCAACAACUAAUUGAAGAGAAGAAACUGGAUGCCAAGCAGGAGAAACAUGCCGAGAUGAAUGCUGAAAAGAAAGCCCAGAAGGGAGAAGUAUCUGAAGUCGUUGCAGAGAAGGUUUCCGAAGAAAAGGUUCCUGAAAGUAAGAAGCUUGAAGUAGGGGAAUCUGAAAGUGAAGCUCAAAAGGCGACGGUACUAGAGCAACUACUAAUUGAAGAGAAGAAACUAGAUGCCAAACAGAAGAAACAAGCCGAGAUGGAUGCUGAAAAGAAAGCCCAGAAGGGAGAAGUAUCUGAAGUCGUCACAGAGAAGGUUUCCGAAGAAGAGGUUUCUGAGAGUAAGAAGCUUGAAGUAGGGGAAUCUGAAAGUGAAGCCCAAAAGGCGACGGUACUAGAGCAACAACUAAUUGAAGAGAAGAAACUGGAUGCCAAGCAGGAGAAACAUGCCGAGAUGGAUGCUGAAAAGAAAGCCCAGAAGGGAGAAGUAUCUGAAGUCGUUGCAGAGAAGGUUUCCGAAGAAAAGGUUCCUGAAAGUAAGAAGCUUGAAGUAGGGGAAUCUGAAAGUGAAGCUCAAAAGGCGACGGUACUAGAGCAACUACUAAUUGAAGAGAAGAAACUAGAUGCCAAACAGAAGAAACAAGCCGAGAUGGAUGCUGAAAAGAAAGCCCAGAAGGAAGAAGUAUCUGAAGUCGUCACAGAGAAGGUUUCCGAAGAAAAGGUUCCUGAAAGUAAGAAGCUUGAGGUAGGGGAUUCUGACAUUGGAACCCAAAAGGCGAAGGUACUAGAACAACAAUUAAUUGAAGAGAAGAAACUAGAUGCCAAACAGAAGAAACAAGCCGAGAUGGAUGCUGAAAAGAAAGCCCAGAAGGGAGAAGUAUCUGAGGUCGUCGCAGAGAAAGUUUCUGAGGAUGAACAUGAAGUGAUUAAACAAAAUUUGCAAAUCAAACUCUUAGAUAUUGUUACGGCUUCUGAAUCACAAAGUUCCAACGAAGGCUUGCAAUUAAUUGUUUCGGAAAGUAACGAUAUAAUCGAAAAUCUAGAAGACUUUGAAAAGGUUUCUAAAUGCAUAUUAAAACUUCGAGAACACAUCGUUCAUACAUACGAUGGCAAAUCAACUGAAGAACAAAAUGAAAGGGAAAUAGUGGAAGCAUUCAUCGAAUCACUUCUAAACGCUUCUCCAGCUGCUGCAGAGGAUAUAAUAAAUAGUUACUUAAAAGAAAUUAAGACGAAUAUUAUUUUAACCAAAGCAGCUAUACGACUUAUGGGCGAUACAGAAGUGGGUAAAAAAUCAUCGUUGAUAGUGCCAAAGCUAGUAAAGCUCGAAAGCAUUUCAGAGAACAUCAAGCUUAAGCCGCAAAUUGAAAAGUCUUCUGAAAAGAUGGUUCAUCUCCAGCAGAACCUAAUGGAUAUAUUUGUAAUACUUGAUGAUCUUUUGGAUGAUAAAACAGUUCUAUUAAAACCCAUUAUUGAGGAUACGAAAAAGGUUCUUCUAUCAGAAUAUGAUUAUAUUGAGCAAAAACAGGGACAGCUGCAAACUGCAACUAUUGAAGGAAAAAUUCAUAUCAUAACAAAACACAUACUAAAUGUUUGCGAAAAGCUACAACAGCUACACAAAGACGAGAUUGAAGAAAAGCGCAUAGAAGAGCAGCAAUUAGCUGAAAAGAAUAAACAGGAUUCAGUAAAUGCUAAAAAAGAAGCUGAAGGAAAAGCCCAGAAAGGCGCAGUAUCUGAAGUCGUUGCAGAGAAGGUUUCCGAAGAAAAUGUUCCUAAGAGUAAGAAGCUUGAAAUAGGGGAACCUGAAAGUGAGGCCCAAAAGGCAAAGGUAUUAGAACAGCAAUUAAUUGAAGAGAAGAAACUGGAUACCAAACAGAAGAAACCGGAUGAGAAGGGUGCUGAAAAGAAAACCCAGAAGGGAGAAGUAUCUGAAGUCGUUGCAGAUAAGGUUUCCGAAGAAAAGGUUCCUGAGAGUAAGAAGCUUGAAAUAGGGGAACCUGAAAGUGAGGCCCACAAGGCGAAGGUAUUAGAACAGCAGUUAAUUGAAGAAAAGAAACUGAAUACCAAACAGAAGAAACAAGCCGAGAUGGAUGCUGAAAAGAAAGACCAGAAGGGAGAAGUAUCUAAAGUCGUCGCAGAGAAAGUUUCCGAAGAAAAGGUUGCUGAAAGUAAGAAGCUUGAUGUAGGGGAAUCUGAAAGUGAAGCCCAAAAGGCGAAGGUAUUAGAACAACAAUUAAUUGAAGAGAAGAAACUGAAUACCAAACAGAAGAAACAAGCCGCGAAAGAUGCUGAAAAGAAAGCCCAGAAGGGAGAAGUAUCUGAAGUCGUUGCAGAGGAGGUUUCCGAAGAAAACGUUCCUGAGAGUAAGAAGCUUGAUGUAGGGGAAUCUGAAAGUGAAGCCCAAAAGGCGAAGGUAUUAGAACAACAAUUAAUUGAAGAGAAGAAACUGAAUACCAAACAGAAGAAACAAGCCGAGAAAGAUGCUGAAAAGAAAGCCCAGAAGGGAGAAGUAUCUGAAGUCGUUGCAGAGAAGGCUUCCGAAGAAAACGUUCCUGAGAGUAAGAAUCUUGAUGUAGGGAAAUCUGAAAGUGAAGCCCAAAAGGCGAAGGUAUUAGAACAACAAUUAAUUGAAGAGAAGAAACUGAAUACCAAACAGAAGAAACAAGCCGAGAAAGAUUCUGAAAAGAAACCCCAGAAGGGAGAAGUAUCUGAAGUCGUUGCAGAGAAGGUUUCCGAAGAAAACGUUCCUGAGAGUAAGAAGCUUGAAAUAGGGGAAUCUGAAAGUGAAGCCCAAAAGGCGAAGGUAUUAGAACAACAAUUAAUUGAAGAGAAGAAACUGAAUACCAAACAGAAGAAACAAGCCGAGAAGGAUGCUGAAAAGAAAGCCCAGAAGGGAGAAGUAUCUGAAAUCGUUACAGAGAAAGUUUCCGAAGAAAAGGUUCCUGAGAGUAAGAAGCUUGAAAUAGGGGAAUCUGAAAGUGAAGCCCAAAAGGCGAAGGUAUUAGAACAACAACUAAUUGAAGAGAAGAAACUGGAUGCCAAACAGAAGAAACAAGCCGAGAUGGAUGCUGAAAAGAAAGCCCAAAAGGGAGAAGUAUCUGAAGUCGUCGCAGAGAAGGUUUCCGAAGAAAAGGUUGCUGAAAGUAAGAAGCUUGAAGUAGGGGAAUCUGAAAGUGAAGCCCAAAAGGCGAAGGUACUAGAACAACAACUAAUUGAAGAGAAGAAACUGGAUGCCAAACAGAAGAAACAAGCCGAGAAGGAUGCUGAAAAGAGAGCCCAGAAAGGAGAAGUAUCUGAAGUCGUUGCAGAGAAGGUUUCCAAAGAAAAGGUUCCUGAGAGUAAGAAGCUUGAAGUAAAGGAAUCUGAAAGUGAAGACCAAAAGGCGAAGGUACUAGAACAACAAUUAAUUGAAGAGCAAAAACUGGAUACCAAACAGAAGAAACAAGCCGAGAAGGAUGCUGAAAAGAAAGCCCAGAAGGGAGAAGUAUCUGAAGAUGUUUCAGAGAAGGUUUCCGAAGAAAAGGUUACUGAGAGUAAGAAUCUUGAAGUAGGGGAAUCUGAAAGUGAAGCCCAAAAGGCGACGGUACUAGAGCAACAACUAAUUGAAGAGAAGAAACUGGAUACCAAACAGAAGAAACAAGCCGAGAAGGAUGCUGAAAGGAAAGGCCAGAAAGGAGAAGUAUCUGAAGUCGUUGCAGAGAAGGUUUCCGAAGAAAAGGUUCCUGAGAGUAAGAAGCUUGAAGUAAAGGAAUCUGAAAGUGAAGACCAAAAGGCGAAGGUACUAGAACAACAAUUAAUUGAAGAGCAGAAACUGGAUACCAAACAGAAGAAACAAGCCGAGAAGGAUGCUGAAAGGAAAGCCCAGAAGGGAGAAGUAUCUGAAGUCGUUUCAGAGAAGGUUUCCGAAGAAAAGGUUCCUGAGAGUAAGAAGCUUAGGGUAGAGGAAUCUGAAAGUGAAACCCAAAAGGCGAAGGUACUAGAACAACAAUUAAUUGAAGAGAAGAAACUGGAUACCAAACAGAAGAAACAAGCCGAGAAGGAUGCUGAAAAGAAAGCCCAGAAGGGAGAAGUAUCUGAAGUUGUUUCAGAGAAGGUUUCCGAAGAAAAGGUUACUGAGAGUAAGAAGCUUGGAGUAGGGGAAUCUGAAAGUGAAACCCAAAAGGCGAAGGUACUAGAACAACAAUUUAUUGAAGAGAAGAAACUGGAUACCAAAAAGGAGAAAAAAGCUGAAAAGAAAGCCCAGAAGGGAGAAGCAUCUAAAGUCGUCGCGGAGAAAGUUUCUGUGGAUAAGGUUCCUGAGAGUAAAAAGCUUGAAGUGAAGGAAUCUGUAGCUGACUCUGAAAAGGAAGAGCAGCCACUGAAUACAAAACAGCAGAAAGUGGAUAAGUUAGCGCAGAGCUUAGAUGAGAAGAUUGUUGUAGAAGAUAAAAGCGAGAGCAAACAUUAUGAAUCCAAAAUGGUUACGGAAAAAGCGGAAGACUCCAUUAGUAUGGAGGCCAAAACAUACAAGUCAUUGGAGUCUGAGUAUAGGGAAAGAAAGGAAACCCGCAGCGCUAAGCGUAAGCCGACAGUUGAUCUUAUGCUGACAAAUCGUAAUUCGGCAACGGGAAGUGAUCUGAAGUUGACAUGUGGCAUAUCUGGUCACGAGAUGAGGGUGCAGUGGUUCAAGCAAAAUAGUCCCAUUGCGAACGAUGCCAAGCACAAGAUAACCUUGAACGAUGGUCUGAACUGCCUUGAAAUCAAAUCAACAGAAAUGAAUGAUUCUGGCAUAUAUCGAUGCAUAGCGUCUAAUCGAAAUGGAGAGGUGGAAACGAGCUGUCUUGUGACUAUAUACGAAGCACCUUCAACCAAAUUUGGCACACCGCCAAUAUUUACACGCAACAUACGAGAAUAUUAUCACUUGCGCGACGAUGAGCUGACUAUUGAGGGUCACGUGCAUGGUGUACCGCGUCCGGUUGUUACCUGGUGGCGCGGCGCCUUCCAGGUGAAGCCCAGCUAUAAGUUCACCAUGCUCGAGGAGGCCCACGGCGUCUGCAAGCUGCUCAUCUACAAGCCCGGCAACAAGGAUAGCGGCACCUAUACCUUAAAAGCCAUCAAUUCAAUCGGCGAGGCGCACAUCAACCAAACCGUCGAGGUGGCCAAGAAUUUGCACUACCAUGUGCCCGGCAUAUUCCAUGCACGCGACAGGAUCCAACUGGACAGCUUGAAGCAGGCCAAGGGGCAAAUGGAUGCGGCACUCAAAUCCAAGGCCGAAUCGGAUCAGAAACGUGCCGAAGUCGAGGCCGAGCAGCAGCGUGUCCAGGCGGCCCGUGCACCACCGGAGCCACUUGUGCCAGCCAAACAGAAGCUGCAGUUCGCCACCCAGCUGCGCGAUCGUAUGGCCCUGGAGGGCACAACCGUGAAGUUUGCGGCCACAGUCAUUGGACCAGAGCCAAAUACGCGCUGGAUGAAGGAUGACACGUGGAUUGUGAUGAGCGAUAAUAUCAAGAAUCUGUCCGAAGAGGGCAAGGCUAUUAUUCAGAUCAAUAAAGUAACAUCGGCCGAUACAGGUGUAUACAAAUGUGUGGCCAAGAACGAUCUCAGCGAAAUCGAGACCUCAUGCUACUUUAAAGUGUACGCGGCGCAAGCUGAUGGCGACGAGUCCGAGCCCAUUUUUGCCCUGCCCAUGCGAGAUGUGUAUCACUCCUCCCAAAAUGAUUUAAUUAUCGAUACGAAGGUGCGCGGCAAUCCCCGUCCCGUCAUCUCUUGGACGAAAGAUCAGAUACCCGUUGUGCUCGACGAUCGUGUCGUGCAAAUCGAGCACUUGGAUGGCGUCUGCGAGCUGAUCGUUAAUAAGCCAACUGUGAAUGACAACGGCGUCUACGUUUGCACCGCCCAGAACAAAUUGGGCAGUCAGUCGACCACCCACACGGUUGUUGUCGACACCACGCACACGUCGCGCCGCUCUAGUGUCUUAUCGGCGGCCAUGCAGGAGGAUUCAGCCGCCGAAGGUGGUGGCAAGUCCAAGCCGAAGAAGCUGCCCAAGAAAGAUGAUGACGCCGAGGCCGGUGGCGAUGGCGGAUACGAACGACGCAGUCGCAUGCCCGAUCCGUCACCCAAACAAAUGCUCUAUUUCACUGUCAAUCUCUCCAACCGCUACGUAGCCGAAGGCUCCAAGGUCAAGCUGCAAGCUGUUAUUGGCGGACCCGAGCCCACCAUUAAAUGGCAAAAGGAUGACCAAAAUGUACAGUACGGACCCCGUAUACGCAACAUGAAUCGCGACAGCUUGGCCGUUCUGGAGUUCGUAAGCGCCCAGCCCGAAGACUCCGGCACCUAUACGAUAAUAGCCCAGAACGAGUUCUGCAAGAUCACCACGUCGGCGAUGUUGCACGUCUAUCAGCCGAAGGUCAACACCGAUGUACAACCUGUUUUCAUACGCUCUCUGAAAGAGACCUAUCAUCUGACCUCGAAUGAACUUAUACUGGAGACGGCUGUGCGCGGUCAACCCACGCCCCAGGUGCAAUGGUUUAAGGACAGCAUUGAGGUUCAGAGUGGCGGCCGGUAUCAAAUAAUUGAACAUCAGGAUGGCACUUGUGAGCUCAUCAUUGAUCGGCCGGAUAGCAAGGAUUCGGGCAAAUAUGUGAUCAAGGCGGAGAGUCGUGCUGGCAAAAUGGAGAGUUCGCACUAUGUGCUCUUCGAGGGCAAGGCCUCGCACAUUGCGGACAACAUUCACGGAGUGUUCCAUGCGGACAAGAGCCUGCUGCGGCCCAAAGAGGCAGAGAAGCCAGCUGCAAAGCCGGCUCCAUCGGCCGCCAACGCAGGUGCUGAAGGAGCUGAGGGAGAGGAGGGUAAGGGCAAGCGUCGCGGCCGCAAGAAGGAUGACGCCGAAGAGGAAGGUGUAUCUUCAGCCACGGACUAUGCCUCCGAUACGGCUAGCAUGUCCAGCAAGCGGCGCGAGAAGAACAUUGGCAUACACUUUACCACCUCGAUGAGGGAUCGCGUCGUGGCUGAAGGUUCCAAGGUGAAAAUAUCUUGCUUCCUGGAGGCAAAGGAGCCGCAGGUGAAAUGGUUUAAGAACGACGAACCACUUCAAAACGGACCCAAGAUUCGAGGACGCUACAGCGAAGGCCUCUGCCUGUUGGAGAUCAAUAGCGCCACCGAGGAGGACAAUGGCGAGUACAAGUGCUGGGGACGCGAUGAAACUGGUGAGGCUUCGACCUCCUGCAGGCUAGAGGUCUUCGCAGAUCCAGGCACGGGCGAUGUGCCACCAACGUUCACGCGCAACAUAAGGGAAACGCUGCACGGCAAGAUCAACGAGCUGCAGCUGGACGUACAUGUGCGCGGUCUGCCGACGCCCUCGGUGACAUGGUACAAGGAUAGCGUGAAGAUCGAGAACAACGAUAAAUACCAUCAGGUGGAUCACGAUGACGGCACCUGUGAACUGUUCAUUAGCCAUCCCAAGGUCGCCGACAGCGGCAAAUACGUUUGCCAGGCCGAGAAUCGCGAAGGUCAAACGGAGAUCGUGCAUAUGGUUACUGUGGAGCCACGCGUUCGAGUGCGACCCACCUCGCCACCUAGAGAGGGCCGACCGCCCCGACCAGCUGGCGAGGAAGAAGAACCCGCCGCCGAGGGUGAAGCAGUUGAAGGGGAAGGAACUGAGAAAAGAGUACGGAAGCCUAAGAAAGAUGAUGAGGAGCAAACGAGCUCCAGACGCGAGGUUCCACCGCCACCAGAUCUAAGGAAGCGUCUCUAUUUCCGCAACUUCCUAUCGAAUCGCACCGUCAAGUCGGGCGCCAACGUCAAAUGGAUGGUUAAUAUCGAUGGACCGGAGCCAACGGCCAAGUGGUUCCAUGGCGAUCAGCCAAUUACGUUCGGUCCCAAGAGCAAAAUGUCUAUGCAGGAUGGCAUUGCCUGGCUCAAUCUGGUCGGCGUUACGGAAGAGGAUGCUGGCGAAUAUACGUUGAGAGUAAGAGGAUCCGAAAAUGAAAUCGUUAGCACAUGCAACCUGUUCGUUUACAGCACGGGUAAAGUUGAGAUAAUCCCACCCACCUUCACGGUGGGUAUCAAAGACACGUAUUCUCUCAAUGAGAAUGAGCUGGUUCUGGAUUGUCGCGUGCGCGGCCAGCCCCGGCCAGAGAUUCAAUGGAUGAAGGGCAACGAUGCCAUUAAUAAUGAUGAGAAAUAUCAACUGAUCGACCAGGCCGACGGUUACUGCAAGCUGACUAUACGCAAUCCCACCGAAAAGGACUCUGGCAUAUACUCCUGCAUAGCAACCAACGAAGGCGCCCAGCAUAAGAUGACCCAUCAGGUGGACUUUGUGGGCCGCGAGCGUUUCACUCUGCAGAAGACGCACGGCUUCUUCCAUCGCGAUCCCAACAAGCCGCACUUCCUGACCCCGCUGGGCAAUCAGACCGUCUGCAAUGGCGGCACCGUUGCCAUCUCCGCUGAGUUUAUGCAGUCGAACACGCCCAUUGAGGUUAAAUGGCUGCGCAAUCGCCGGAAUGUUGAUGGUCCCAAUGUGAAGACCAUGAACGAGCGUGGCGUCUACACGCUGGCCAUCAUGAAUGCUGGCGCGGAGCAUGAGGGUACCUAUACUUGUCUCGCUUCGAAUGCCUACGGACGCAUUGAGUCGCACGUCAACAUUGAUGUCGCUGUUGGCGCCGAAAAGGACGAACGUCCGCCCCUUUUCCUGUCCAGGCCCGAAACCGAAAUGAAGAUCGCCGUAGGUGAUCCGUUCUCGUUGUCCUUCCGCAUUGCGGGUGAUCCGAAACCGAAGCUUGUGUUCAUGAAGGGCACCAAGGAUAUAACCCAAUCGGAUCGCGUUAGCAAAGAGGUAUCCGAUGACUAUACCAGAUUCACAGUGCAAAAGUCGCAGAUCUCCGACUCCGGCACCUAUUUCGUUGUUGCCCGCAACGACUUUGGAACGGACAGAAUAUUCGUCACCAUUACAGUUAACCCGCGCGCUCGCUCUGAAACCCCAACGCAACCACGAUGGGGCCAACCCCUCGACAGUUACAGUGAAACUUCGUAUUUCAGAGAUCCACCUGGCUGCAUAUCAACCGAACCGCUCGUCGUUGACUCCGGACCCAGCCACAUAUCAUUGUCGUGGGGCAAGCCCGUGAGCGCAAACUCUGCACCUGUCAUUGCCUACAAGGUGGAGGCAUGGAUUUUGGGUCAUGAGGGUGGCGCCUAUUGGCGCGAGUUAGGUCUGACGCCUAUCAAUUCCUUUGACGCCUUCAAUCUGAAGCCCAAUUUGGAAUACCAUUUCCGGGUGACGCCCAAGAAUCGCUAUGGCUGGGGGCCAGCGGUUCAGACCAGCUCCGCCCUGCAGGUAGGCGGCGUCGAGUGCCUGCCGGAGUUUGUCAAGAUUCUGCCGGGGCAGGUGAAAGCGCUGCUUGGCUCCUCGUUUACGCUGCAGUGCAACAUGCGUGGUGCGCCACGUCCAAAAGUCACCUGGUACAAGGAUGGCAUACAGCUGAGCAACAGCUCGGAGCGUGUCAAGAUACGCCAGAUUGGUUCCACCUGUGCGCUCACCAUAGCAACAGUUUGUGAUCUCGAUUCUGGACGUUAUACCUGCGAGGCUACCAAUUCCAAGGGACGCGUCUCCACCUUUGCACGCCUGCAAGUCGUAUCCGAUCCGAGGCUCUAUGAGGCGGACUCGAGGCUGAAGGAAAUCGCACACGGUCGCCAUCCGGCUGAGCUUGGCGAAUCGCUGCCCAUUUUCACGAUGCGUCUGCGGGACCGUCGCGUCCAGGUCACCUACCCGGUGCGCCUCACCUGCCAAAUUGUGGGCUAUCCCGCACCGGAGAUACACUGGUAUAAGGAUGGACAGCUGAUCAGCUGUGAUAGCCGGCAUCUGAUCACCGCCGAGGGUCAAUUCUUUACACUGGAAAUCGCGGCCACAACGCUCGACGAUAGCGGCAACUACACCUGCACGGCUAAAAACGAGCUGGGCUCCGUGUCCUGUCACAGCUGCCUGGUGGUGGACAAGGGCAUACGCGCUUACAUCUCACCUGACUUUUAUGUACCCCUCGAUCCAUUCUAUGUGUUCCGCGAGGGCACCGAAAUACGUCUGUCCACCAAGGUGGAAGCCUAUCCCGCUGUGGGCGUCACCUGGCAUCGCAACGGCAUGCGCCUGCGGCCUAGUCGACGCAUAUCCGCCACUCUGGACUCCACGGGCUUUGUGGAGCUCAUUAUUGCCGAGGCAACGCCACGCGAUGCGGGCAUUUAUGUGUGCGUGGCCUCCAAUGUGGUCGGCAAGGUGGAGACAAUUUGUCGUGUGGCCAUCGAGGAGAUCGAAGCAGCUGCCACGCCGCAACGCGCACUCGAAAUACCCAGCAUCAAGACGAGUGAUAUGCCUUACUCAAAGGAGCCGCUGUUUGUGGUAAAACCGCGCUCCAGCGAGGCCUACGAGGGCGACAACGUCAUCAUAUUCUGCGAAGUGGUCGGCGAUCCCAAGCCCGACGUUGUCUGGCUGCGCGAUUUUCUAAAUCCGGAGUACUACAAGGACGCACCACAUUUUCGACGCAUCGGCGAGGGGCCGGAGUAUCGCCUGGAGAUACCCAGCGCCAAAUUGGACUUUACCGGCACCUACUCAGUUAUAGCCAGCAACUGCCAUGGCGAGGCCAAGGCUGUAAUAUCCCUGCAAAUUUACGCCAAAGAUAUACUUAAAGAAAAUCGCAUGGACAAGGUUCACACGAGACAUGGCAAUAUUGAAACGCUGCCGCGCUUCAUACGCAACCUACGCAAUCUGCGCUGUUGCGAUGGAGACGCCAUAUCGCUGGAGUGUCAUGUGGAGGCAAUGCCGGAGCCCUAUAUAAUAUGGGAAAAGGAUGGCCACGUUUUGCCCAGCGACAGAGACUACAUAAUGUCAUAUGACGGCAUGAAGGCCACGUUGAGCAUACCACGAGUCUAUGCCGAGGACGAGGGCGAAUAUACGUGUGUGGCCAAGAAUUCAGUAGGCCGCACCCUUUCGUCCGCCUGCAUUAUUGUGGAUGUGCCUGAGGAGAAGGAGAACAUGCUUAGCCGCCAAUUGGCACGGCCAAGUGCUUUGCUAUCGGCCCACUCCACGCCACGUUCCACACCGCGCUCAACGCCCAAUCGUAGCUUUUCACCCAUGAGACUUUCCUACCGCAACAGCAGCAUUGAUCUGCACACGGGCUCGGUGGAGCGCCGGCGCAGCGAUGCACGUUGCAUAUCAGCGCCCAAAUUCCUAGCCAUUCCCUACAAUCGUGUCGUAGAGGAGGGCGACAGCGUUCGCUUCCAAUGCGCCAUUGCUGGUCAUCCCACGCCUUGGGCCACCUGGGACAAGGAUGGCCUGAUUGUCACGCCUACCACACGAAUUGCUGUCAAGGAAGUCGAUGAUUUGCGCUUCAUUGAGAUCGAUGAGGUUGGCUUUGAUGAUGCCGGCCUGUAUCGCAUCACGCUCGAGAAUGACUUUGGGCGCAUAGAAGCCACCGCUCGCCUGGACGUUAUAAGCAGCUCACGCUACUCCAAAUCGCCCUCGACACGUAGCGUGCGCGCCUCCUCCUCGCGACGCAAUGCCUAUCUCUAUCGGCGCAUCAUGGGCCCAUCCACAGCUAUUGGCGGUCGCAUGGCGCUGGCGAGUGGCUUUCGUGGCUCGUCCGUGCCCUCGGUGAGAUUCUAUCACAACAACGUUGAGCUGGUGCAGUCGGAUCGGGUGCACAUUGUGCUGCAGGAGGAUGAGGCUAUGCUGUUUGUUGACAAUGUAACAUUAGAUGACGAGGGCGUCUACACCUGCAUAAUAAGCGGCGAUCAUGAUCCUCUGAUUAGCUCCAUCGAUGUCAAAUUCCAUGGAUCAAGUACUGAAAUUCAACAUCGCCCCGCUGCCAUUGCUGAGCCGCUGCCCGAGCUUACCAAAUCCGUUGAGGGCGAGGUGAUCGAUCUCUGUUGUGCCAUAAAUAGCGCCGAACCCUACAGCUACGUGUGGUUGCGCAACGGCGAAAUUCUGCCCGACAGCGAGGAGUUCAACUACAUCGAUCACGGCAAUGGCUGUCUCUGUCUGCGCAUCAACGACGCCUUUGACAUUGACUCCGGCAUCUACAGCUGUCAGGUGUACACGUCCACUUCGGAUGACACCGACGGUGACGGCGACUGCGCGUGCGACUGCAGCAGCAGCGGCGAGCUGUGCGUGCUGGAGCGCGAUCUAACGCGGCACGACGAGAGCGUACAGCUGCUAAAGACACCGCUGCCGGUGGUGUGUGCGUCAGGAGCGGAAGCUAUCUUCUAUGCGCGUGUUUACCCCUGCGAAGCGGAUGCCGAAUGGUAUCUAAAUGGAAAACUCAUAUCGGAUGACUCACCAAACAUGACGUUGGAGUCGUAUCCGGAGAACGGCAUUCGCUUGUUGCGCCUGCGAGACGUCCAGCUGGCCCAGAGCGGUGAGCUGCGUCUGCAAGUGAAGCAUCCACAGCCGGAGCGUCGCACGCCCGCCGCCCGCAGCUACACCAGCCUCCUAGUGCUGCCCACGGGCAGCAGCAGCAACAGCAACAGCAACAGCAGCAACAGCGGCAACCAGAGCAAGGAACACAACAACAACUGUUUACUGGCUGCCAGCAGCUGCAUUUUGAAGGGCCCCGAAGAUUGCACCGCACUCAUUGGCGGCCAUGUCCAGCUGAGCGUGCACUAUGAGCCAUUCCCCAAUACCAAAGUCAUCUGGUACAAGGCGUGCCGUCCCAUUGUUGAGGGCGCCAAUGUGACAAUUCGCAGCACGGCGCAGCAAUCGACGCUUUAUAUAACGGACAUCGCGGCCGAUGACAGCGGCAAAUAUACGGCGGAAGUAAUGAACGAAUAUGGCGUGGAGGCAGCGGCCGCCUCGGUGGCCGUCGAGGGACCACCAGAGCCGCCCAGCGGACAGCCGAGUGUCUCCCUGGGUCCGGAUCGUGUGGCCAUAGCCUGGUGUGGUCCGCCCUACGAUGGCGGUUGCAUGAUCACGGGCUUCAUCAUUGAGAUCCAGAGCUGCGAGCCAACGGACUGUGAUAGCGUUAAGGAUAACGCUGACUGGCAGCAGUUGACCCGCGUCGUGGAUACGCUGGCCUAUACCGUCAAGGAUCUGCUGCCACAGCUACAGUACAGAUUUCGUGUGCGCGCCGAGAACAUACACGGACGCAGUGCACCCAGCCAGGUCAGCGAAUUGGUGCAGUUGACACGUACAGCCACAACAGUGGAUGCUGCUGCAGAAGCAGCAGAAGCAACAGGCAAUUCCCUGAGCGCUGUGUCAGUGCAGUCUGGCGGGGAUUUCAAGUCACGCUUCGAGAUCAUCGAGGAGCUGGGCAAGGGACGUUUUGGCGUCGUCUACAAGGUGCAGGAGCGCGCACAGCCCGAACAGCUGCUGGCCGCCAAGGUGAUCAAAUGCAUCAAGACACGCGACCGCCAAAAAGUGCUCGAGGAGAUAUCGAUAAUGCGCUCACUGCAGCAUCCCAAGCUGCUGCAGCUGGCCGCCUCCUUCGAAAGCCCCCGCGAAAUUGUCAUGGUCAUGGAAUAUAUUACGGGCGGCGAACUGUUUGAGCGCGUUGUGGCGGAUGACUUUACGCUGACCGAGCUGGACUGCAUUCUGUUUUUGCGGCAGGUGUGCGAGGGUGUCGCCUAUAUGCAUGGCCAGAGCGUGGUGCAUCUGGACCUGAAGCCGGAGAACAUUAUGUGCCACACGCGCACCAGCCAUCAGAUUAAGAUCAUAGACUUUGGCUUGGCCCAGCGCCUGGACACCAAGGCGCCGGUGCGUGUGCUCUUCGGCACGCCCGAAUUCAUACCGCCGGAGAUCAUAAGCUACGAGCCAAUUGACUUUAAGUCGGACAUGUGGAGCGUCGGCGUCAUAUGCUACGUGCUCCUCUCGGGCCUGUCACCUUUUAUGGGCGACACGGAUGUGGAAACUUUUUCGAAUAUAACGCGUGCCGACUACGACUAUGAUGAUGAGGCCUUCGAUUGCGUCUCACAAGAGGCCAAGGACUUUAUCUCACAGCUGCUUGUGCACCGCAAGGAGUCGCGUCUGACUGCCCAGCAGUGCCUCGGGUCCAGAUGGCUGUGCCAGCGCCACGACGAGAAUCUCAGCAAUAACAAAAUCUGCACGGACAAGCUCAAGAAGUUUAUCAUACGACGCAAGUGGCAGAAAACGGGCAAUGCUAUACGCGCCCUGGGUCGCAUGGCUACGCUGUCCGCGUCACGUCGCAAUUCGGCCAUUGCCAUGGGCGCCUGCAAUAGUCCGCGUCCCUCCAUUUCCGGCCUGAGCAUGCUGAGUGCCGCCCAUGUGAGCGGCACGCAAAUGGCGUCCCUGAACGAGGAGGAGGAUGAUUUUAGCGGCGAGAUGCCGCACGUGGACAAGCGGAAGACGACGGGCGUGCUGAGGCUGCGCGACAAGUCGCAGUGCAGCGAACGCAGUGAUUCCGGCUAUAGCGAGUGCUCCAAUGGCAGCCUGGGCACACAGGAGACGCUGCUACUAACGCUGGCCAAGAACAAGCUGGAGCAAAUAGCCAAAGCGAGCCAGGCAAGCGAGCCCGCGGACAAUCCAGCAACGUUCGCAAGCAGCGUGCCGGCUUUGGAGCUGCCUGCCAAGGGUGAACCCAUAAUGCUGUCCGACUUUACCAAUACGAUUAAGAUGCGCAAGAAAUCCCUAGAAGACAGCUGCACGCGUGAGAAGCCAAAGCCGCAUGCCACCAAGCCGAUUUGCGAGUCCAAGCUGAAAGUGUCCCAACUCAAGCACAGGUUCCAGCAAUCAAAUGCCGCCGCUGCCGCUGCCGCCGCUGCUGCUACUGCUGCUGCUGCUGCUGCUUCCGCACAUAAAAAGCCUGCCCCAGAGCCCAAUCAAAUCGCCAAGGUCGCGAGCACGGGCCGCAUCAGUAAACCCGCUGGAGAGCCCGCGAACAGGUCAACUGUUGGCAGUAAAGCGAGACCAACACAAACCCAAUCCAUGCCCAGCUCUCCGCUGCCCCAGCGCGCCGCAACGCCAACGCGGCUGAGCAGUCGCGUCCGCGAGACAGCGGAGCGUCUUGCCCAACAGCACACGGUGGCCAGCGCACAGCGGCAGGCGCAGGUCAAGGGGAAUGGAAACGGUCAUGGAUACGGACACGGACAUGGGCAUGGGAACGCGCACGCGAAUGGGAAUGGAAACGGGCACGAGUCACGUGCGCGCAGUCUCAUCAAUAGAUUCAACGAAACGAAACAUAUCACGUCCUAGCUUUUAUGUCGCUUAAAGCUGAUUUACUUAAUUCACUUUAUUAUUGCAAAUAUCAUUAAUUAUUUUUUAUUUUGUUUUGUGUUGUGUAUGUAAAAAAAAACAAACCCAAGGAAAAUCUGUACGAAACACUCGAAUAUAUAUACAUACAAAUAUGUAUAAGUAUAUAUGGCUGCGAAUGCGAACUAAUUGUAAUCCAAAUCCGAAUCCAAAUGCACCCAACUUUAUAGGCACUGGCACUGGCACAGGCACAUCGCACUGCACUUAGGCUAGACAAAGGCUAAAUAAUUAAAUUAUUGUAUCGAUUUAUAUACAUAAUAUCUAUUUACCAUACUAAUUAAAGUUAAUAUAACGAAGCCAACGCUGUCAAGCUAUAGGCAAGAAUCCAUCAAAA
This is a messenger RNA of Drosophila virilis, 28952 nucleotides long. The record is from RefSeq and is a predicted model, not a curated record. NCBI's taxonomy places the organism in Eukaryota, Metazoa, Arthropoda, Insecta, Diptera, Drosophilidae.